AUGCUACCAAGGCUGUCUCCAUGCCUUCUCUCUCGCGUAAAAAAGGGCCGGAUCUUCAUAACUCGGGCGCUGGAACCUGAAGCGGAGUGCAACGAAGUGAAGAAAGAUCUCGGCCUGGGCGAAUUUGCCAUCCCCAUCGGCAAUCUCAAAGAGGAAGGCAAAACAGAAGGCGCUUUGAAGCGUCUCGACGAAUUUCCUGAGGAGAAGGCUGUUGCUAAGAUGAGCGACCUAUGCAGUGCUUCAUUCGCUGACUGCCGGUCCUACCUUGACGAGCAGCACAAAGAUGCCAAGGCCAAAGGGAAGAUGGAUUGGACACCUCUACCGAUCGAAACGCCCAAGACUGAGGAGGAGGCAGUUGAGUACCGCAGAAUUACGGCAAAGGGUCACGCUACUGGUACGACCGAGCCUACAAAGCUCAUUGGUGUUGCUGCAGUGGGCAAAACCGGACCCUACAUUUCUCCUCCAGGCUCGAUUCAAGUCGACUCGCUGGGUUUUGAAACCUUCACGAAGCUCUUUGGGGACUCCAAACCCCGGAAGCGCAUCACUUGGGAAGAUAGAGUACUCGUUGGAGAACAUCGGAUUCUCUUGUAG
Messenger RNA from Colletotrichum fioriniae, 591 nucleotides. RefSeq lists its product as uncharacterized. The record is from RefSeq and is a predicted model, not a curated record. Lineage: Eukaryota; Fungi; Ascomycota; Sordariomycetes; Glomerellales; Glomerellaceae.